This is a messenger RNA of Aspergillus chevalieri, 4314 nucleotides long. RefSeq lists its product as uncharacterized. The transcript has 15 exons. Gene Ontology annotation, molecular function: protein binding; ATP binding. Lineage: Eukaryota; Fungi; Ascomycota; Eurotiomycetes; Eurotiales; Aspergillaceae. The record is from RefSeq and is a predicted model, not a curated record. The coding region runs from base 1 to 4314 and encodes 1437 amino acids.
AUGGCAUCCCAGAAACCAAUGCUAUCCUCGCUGCUUUUACGAACGAAGCCACCAAGCCACCUAGAGUAUACCAUUGCAGUGUCGAGCAUCUCCAGCUGGAAUCUGGACAUAUUCCAAGACGAGUCCAAUCGCGACUCUAUCUUGAUGCAUGCUGACCGUGUUCUGUCGCGUCUCCAAAAGUUAUUUGAAGGGUUUCAACAGCAAAACUUGAGCCAGGACGUCUCAGAAAGACUUGUUCGGGGCCUGGUUCUUCCACUCAUCCAGGAUGACGAGCCGCUGAUUACAGUUGACCAAGCCUUUCCUUUGAUUGGAGCUGCUCUCCCGUCCGUUACAAAAUCAUCAUCGUCAUGUAUCAGAGAGGUUGCGAAGAUACUACUCGACGUUGAUGGUCUGCUUGAUCGACUACUUUCGCACGAGCUUUAUAUUGCGGUGCUGAAGGCAUGGUUCUCAUCGAAGAAUACCCAACUGGACAAGAAACUGGUCAAGAGAUUCACAGAUAAGCUGGUGGGAAUGUGUGAUAAUUGCACCAGUGACCAUGGUAUCCAGGCAGCUUGCCAUGAGUGGCAUACGGUCAAGGCCCUGAUGGAGUCUUUAACCACUCUGGCUCAUUCCAUUGAAAACGAGGAAAUAAAACAGCAUCAGAAGUCCCGAGAUAUUCCUCUUCUUGCUGGGAUGAGAAUGCUUGACCGAGAAGAUAAGAAGACGCAUCGAGCACGCCAGGCAAAGCAGAGAGAGCUCAGUGUCCCCGAGCCCACCUUGAUGCAGCUAUCGUUGCUAGGAAUCAACAAGCCUGAGUCACUCCGAGCCCUUCAAAUUAUUCAGCAGGAACUCGAAAGCGAAAAGGCUAUGUCGAUCUUACGCACUGUCAUCGAUACCUACCCUUGCCGGCUCUGCUGGGAAACGGUGACUGGGAAGUCAUCACUGUCUGUAUACGAUUUCAAGGUCUCCGAGAACACAAAAGGCAGCAGCGUCAAGUCUGACUUAUUUGGGAAGCGCAUUGGACUUUGGAAAGUUCUGCUGACGGACCGGGCAUUCAAGAGCUCUAGGAAGCUGGCACGCACAGGAUCCUUUGAUAGGGUAGAGCGUAAGCUCAGGGAGCUUUCUAGCGGUCAGUGGAAAGGAAAGGACAUAUCGAACCGUGUUGGCACCAAGAAGCAGAGACACGAAAUGCGAAUCCCCAUUCUUCGGGCCAUUGUCACACGGGAGUUGUCCAUAUUGUGGCAGAUAGACGUUGGCUUCUAUGAGGAACAGCCCUGGGAGAGGCAGCAAGUCGUGAAAAUCUGGCAUAUCGUCGAUUCCGAAGAUGAGAUACCAAACACUAUUUACCAGAUCAUCUCCCUUCAGCAGGCCUAUACUACCGAUGAUGUCCAGAUGUGCUGCCAGCGUCCAAUUCAGCAGUCGGAUGGGAGGUUUUUGCCAGCAAAAUUUGACAACAUAAAAAAUAACAGGAACUAUUUCCGACCAGAGCCCGCUCCUGCUCCAAAGGCAGCAAGCAAACAGCUGAUCGAGAUGUCAAUCCAUGCUACUGGCACCGAAGAGGUUCCUUUUGAUUUAUCUCCGGAGAAAAUUGAGAUUGUCAGUCAUUUCAAUACCUCUAGUUUGAUUCUAGGACGAAGCGGGACUGGGAAGACUACUUGUCUCUUAUUCAAAAUUCUUGCCAAAUAUAGGGCACAGUCCAUGUCGGAAGGACCUCCUAUUCGACAGCUUCUUCUGACGCGUUCGCCCUAUCUGGCUUCGAAACUACAAACCUACGCAAGGAGCUUGAUUCGUACUCAAGAUCACGGCAAGCCUCUCAUGGAUACGAGUGGCAAUAAUGACGGUCUUCUUAGUGAAGAAGAAGCUGGCAAACCGUUGUCACUAUUUUCUCUGGAGGAUAAGAGCUUUCCAUUUGUCUGCACAUACGAUCAGUUGCUGCGACUUCUUGACAAUACCAUCCAGAGGGUCGACCGCAAGAAUUUUCUUCGUGGCGAGAGUUCAAGCUUAGAUAUCGUUGCCAAAGGAUCGAGAAUGGUGGACUUUAAUGUUUUCAAAAUUGAGUAUUGGACUUGUCUGGCCGGCAUCAUACCAUCACAGUGUUCACCAGAGCUUUUGUUCUCAGAAAUAAUGGGUGUCAUCAAAGGCUCGAGCUCAACUGCCAUGUCGCUGGAAUGGCUAACUCGUGAUCAAUAUCUCUUGAGAAGCUACAAGACCUCUCCAACAUUCUCUGGUGAGGCUGACCGUGAGCGGAUGUAUGCAGCAUUCGAGCGCUAUGAGAAGCUGAAAAAGCAGAGGAAUGAAGUGGAUGAGCUAGACCGGGUACUUGGGCUGUUGCGGUCUAUCAGAAAUGAUCCUGGUGUGGGUCAAUUGAUGCGUCAGGGUUUCGAAGAGAUCUAUGUUGAUGGCAAGGUCCAAGAUUUGCGGUGCCUAGAUAUCGUUCUGCUGCUGAGCUGCGUUUGUGAUGCCCGUGGCGUUCAUCUUGCUGGUGAUACCGCACAGUGUAUAUCAAAGGAUUCAUUCUUUCGUUUCCCCGAAAUCAAGGCCGUUUUCUUCGAGUACUAUGACUCUGUUGCCGUUGAAACUGGCCAACCGGAAUUGGCGAAGCCAACACAAUUCUCGCUAGCGAAGAACUAUCGCUCUCAUCAAGGAAUAUUGAGUCUUGCUUCGUUCACGAUGCAAAUGCUGUGGAGCGGGUUUCCCGACGCAAUUGACAAACUGGAGCCAGAAAUAGGUCAAGUCGGGGGUCCACGACCAAUGAUUUUUGCCGGCUUUGACUCUGGGAUCCUCUCUGCCAAGAUGAUCGGACUCGUGAAGCUCAAUGAUAAGGUUGCAGACUUUGGUGCUGAGCAAGUCAUUCUUGUCCGCGAUGAUGCCGCAAAAGAGCGACUGCAGAAGCAUAUUGGCGAAAUUGCGCUUGUUCUCACAAUUUUGGAGGGUAAAGGUAUGGAGUUUGAUGAUGUCCUUGUUUAUGACUUUUUUAGUGGAAACGACCUUGGAAGCAGCUAUCGUUGUCUUCAUUAUUUGGCUCGAGGAGUGAAAAGCCAAUUUGAUUCUCAACGACAUACCGGUCUAUGCUCCGAAUUGAAACACCUCUACGUUGCAAUCACCAGAGCUCGGAAUCAACUGUGGUUUGUCGAAAGCAAUGAAAAUAGCGUAGACCCGGUCCUUCAGGCACUUCGCGCCAACGGAAGUGAGCAGAUUGUUGAGGUGGUGAAGCAGAAGCAUCCGGAUGUAAGGAAUCGCAAUCAAGUUGCUAGCGUUAAGCUGGUGCAUUUCCAGGUUGCGGAAAAGGUCAAAGUUUUAAGAGCCGGUGGCUCGGUUGAUCCUGAGAAAUGGAUCAAGCGUGGCGCGCACCUCCUGCGUCAGAAGAACUUUCCCGACGCUCUCUUCUGCUACAAGAAAGCCAGCUACAAGAAAGGAAUCACAGAGUCCCAGGCUUAUCUAUAUGAGCAGCAAGGAAGAACAUGUCGCGCGGCAGGGGACCUUGAUGGCUACUCCGAUAAUUACGAAAAGGCCAUUGAACUUUUUAUUGAGAUAUGUAUGAUUCGAGAAGCUGCAAGCUGCCUAGAGAGUCUCGAGAAAUACGAAAGGGUUGCCAGGCUAUGGAAGGAUAACGGCCAGCACCUCAAAGCUGCCUUUUUCUACGAGAAGGCGGGUCUGUUUGUGAGUGCCGCACUAUCCUAUGACAUGAUCUGGGAAUGUGAAGAAGCUGUAGAGGUUUUGCGGCGUGGUGAAGUUUUCGAUGAACUCAUAAAAUAUAUUCAUCGGAACAGCGCAAAGAUCUCUGAAAACACCAUUCAUAGAUACUCGAGACUUUGCAACAUUCUUCUAAGGCAGGGACGUAUCUCUCCAAAGCUGCGGGCCAAGACAAUCGACUUGCUCGGCUCUGAUAUGGACAAGGAACAGUUUUUUCGAGAAUUUGAAUUGUUCGACAACCUCCGCGCUUUGUAUGAGUGCAAGGAGAGAUAUAGUGACCUGUUCAACAUUUGUGUUCUUACAGGUGACCUUGUCUCCGCCAUAAACGUUGCGGUGUCAUACGAUCUGGAUUAUAGCGUCGAGGAGAAAAGCGUCGAGGCAGUCUUCCACUAUGUAAUGGCGGAAGCCGUCUUUGCACGCAGAGGCCUAAGCCAAACGGGCAUCAAGCAGCCGGAUUUGCUGCUCAAAUGUCAUAAAUCACCAUACUUGACGAGGCUUGCAUCCCAGUGGAAAGCGGUAUUCCAAAUUCUUGGUCAUUUUGAAGACGAAGGGCAGCCUUACAAUAUCUCCUCUCUGGCGGAUGGCCCGGUGAAAGACUUCUUGUGUUUGUUUGUAAGUGAGCACCUUUAUCUGCUUGGAUAG